Molecule: messenger RNA, 2553 nt
Organism: Cuscuta campestris
Lineage: Eukaryota; Viridiplantae; Streptophyta; Magnoliopsida; Solanales; Convolvulaceae
Source: the annotation of a GenBank genome assembly
CGUCAUUUAAUUUUUAAAUUGAAUUUUAAAGAAAGAAAUAGAAAAGCUCGAACCGCCAAUCAACCCGGAUCAUCUAGUUUGACGGGUCCCACGGUUUUGGUUAGUUUUUAACAAAAACGAGUUUUCCAGUUGAACUAGACCAUAAAAAUAUCUGGUUUGCAGUCCGACCGGUCAGACCGGCCAGUUCGAUGAGAACUACAACAAAUGAGUUGAAGUUUCCAUUUUUACAGCCAAGCAGUGGCAUCUUUGGAGAUUGGUUUCACUCGCCUGAAAUGCACCUUCCAUAUGCGGCUGAACCGGCGAUUCCACCGCCACCAACAGCUGCCGCUAGUCCCGCCACUAAUGACGUAAACAACGGCGGCUAUAGUGACAUCAUCAUUAUUGACGAUGUUGACGAAGAACAUACACUUCAAGGUAGAGCUGGCAAAUCGGUCGAUGAAAGAGUAAGAAAGGAGUUGUGUAGGUCACUAGGGUUGGACGAAGCACAGAUCAAGUUUUGGUUCCAAAACAAGCGCACCCAUACCAAGGCCCAAAAUGAGCGUCAAGAUAACACAGAACUGCGCCUUGAAAACCAAAAGCUCAGGAUUCAACUAUUGAAGUACAAAAAGGCCUUUGCUAAUGUGAAUUGUCACCAAUGUGGCUGCCGAGUCCCCAACCCAUUGCCCUCCCAAGAAGACGAUUGGCUCAACUCUCAUAAUAGUUAUCAUCUCCCCUCUCUUCUUGGGCACCAUGAACUUCCACCAAUAAGUAUGUCAAACCAAGCCGAGCCACCGCCCCUAGCCAGGGAAACCGGGCGUGGGUUAUUAACCGAGGUUCAGAAGAGACAACGCUUUGUGACAGAAAUCGCAAGUUGUGCCAUGGAUGAACUACUUCACAUGGCACAGCUAAAUGAGCCGUUGUGGGUCCCCUCUGCCACAACGGACACGUUACAUCUAGACAAAGAUGCAUAUACGAGGUUUUUCUCUGGGGCGUCUUCUGCGGGGAACCCAGCGGGGCCUAAGGCCGUGGCUUCCCGUGAAAGCGCCACAGUGAAGAUGGACAUUCCCAUGCUCGUACAAGCAUUUAUGAACGUGGGCGAUUGGGCAAACAUGUUUUCUAGCAUUGUCUCCAAGGCCAUCAGCCACGAAAUUCUGUCAAUUGGAGUGGCGGGAACCUACAACGGAGCUUUACAAGUGAUAUAUGCAGAUUUCCAUUUACCAUCACCACAAGUUGUGCCUCAAAGUUAUUACUUUUUGAGGUAUUGCAAGAAGAACGCGGACGGAACAUGGGCAAUCGUUGAUGCUUCUAUAGAUCAUCGACAUUUGCCUAUGUCCCAAGUGGUGGGUAGAAACUGGAGGAGACCAUCUGGGUGCCUCUUAGAAGAAGCUCCCAAAGGGUACACAAAGGUGACAUGGGUUGAACAUGUGGAGGUAGUAGAUGAGGGCAUCCAACUUGUCAAUAUUUAUAAACCUCUCCUAUCUUCUGGCCUUGCAUUUUCCGCAAAGCGUUGGAUUGAGACGUUAAAUAGACAAUGCGAGCAUUUUGCUUCCAAGAUGUCCAUAAGCCUCCCCGCCACCCCAAAUGAUAAUCUUGUGGUGAUAACCCCAGAAGGAAAAAGGAACAUAUUUGUGCUUGCAGAGAGGAUGGUAAAGAGCUAUAUGAAUGGGGUGAGCGGGUCUACAAUUCAGCCAUGGAAAGUUAUACAAGGAGGAGGAGUUGGGGUCAGUGAUGUGAGAGUGAUGGUGAGAAAAUCCAUAAGUGAAGCAGGGGUGCCUUGUGGCAUUAUUUUAUGCGCAUCGACAUCUUUUUGGCUUCCCUCGGGACCGAACAAGGUAUUCCAUUUCCUACGCGACGAACGCAAUCGAUCUCAGUGGGAUAUUCUUUCCAACUCAGGUUGUGUGAAAGAAUUAACACGCAUUACAUAUGGAAGAGAUAUUGACAAUUGUGUCUCAUUGCUAAGGGGCGAGAAUUACCCCCAAGGCAACGUGAUGAUAUUACAAGAAAGUUUCACGGGUUCGACGGGUUCCUUUGUCGUAUAUUCUUCGAUCGAUAUGUCAAGAAUGAUUGUCGUUUCCCGAGGGGGAGACCCGAAAUUGGUGUCCAUUCUUCCAUCUGGAUUUGCUAUACUUCCAGAUGGGGAAAUGGGAAAUAAAUCUGGAACCCUUUUAACUGUUGGGUUUCAGAUUCUAGUUGAUCAUGUUCCUACUGCAGAGCUUUCAUCAGAUUCAGUUCAGCUUAUUAAUAGGCUUAUCACUAGGACGGUGGAGAAGAUCAAUUCAUUGCUUUCAUAAAAUGUUAUACCAUUUCUUGCAGGUGUACAUUUCAUUACCAUUUUAAUGCAAUCCUAAUGUUUUUUUAAAUAUUCUACUCUCUCCGUUCACCAAAACACUGUCUCUUUCAUUCUCUUCAAUUCUACCAAAACACUUUCUAUUUAAAAACACUUUUACCCCUAUUUUUUCUUACCUUAACUAUCACUUCAUACUCUUUCUCUAAUAAUCUAUCCAUCACAUCUUACUUUUAUUCAUCAAGGGAAAAAAUUGAAAAGACAAUUACAAAUAUACACUCUUUAUUUUG